AUGGCGCCUCGGAACGACUCAACCAAGGAAAAGGCCGACGCGAAGCCCUCCGCUACUGAGGUGAUCAAGCAGCUGGCCGGUCCCAAUCUCCAUUGCACCUCCACCGUGCACACCAACCUGCCCGUCACCAAGGUGACUGUCCACCCGCUUGUGCUCCUCUCCGUCGUCGACCAUUUCAACCGCGUCAGCAAGAGCACCUCCGUGAAGCGAGUAGUCGGCGUGCUCCUCGGCUCGAUGCGCAACGGCAAGGAGCUCGACAUCGGCAAUUCGUUCGCUGUUCCUUUCGAUGAGGAUGAGAAGGACAAGUCGACGUGGUUCCUCGACAUGGACUACCUCGAGUCGAUGUACUCGAUGUUCUACAAGGUGGCCGCCAAGGAGAAGAUUGUUGGAUGGUACCACACCGGGCCCAAGCUUCACAAGAACGACAUUGCCAUCAGCGAGCAAAUGAAGCGCUUCUGCCCCCACCCUGUGCUCGUCAUCAUCGAGGCUGAGCCCAAGCAAAUUGGAUUGCCGACUGAAGCCUAUGUCGAGGUUCAAGAAGUGCACGAUGACGGCACACCCCCGAUCAAGACGUUUGAGCACGUGCCUUCAGAUAUUGGCGCUGAGGAGGCUGAAGAAGUCGGAGUCGAGCACUUGUUAAGGGACAUCAAGGACCAGACGGCCGGCACCCUAUCUCAACGGAUCACCGACCAGCUGAUGGGGCUGCGUGGCCUCCAUUCUCAGCUGACCGAUAUCAAGCGCUACUUGGGCGAGGUGGCAGCAGGACGACUCCCUGUCAACCAUCCCGUCAUCUACUACAUUCAGGAGGUACUGAACCUGUUGCCCGACGUCUCGCACCCGGAGUUUGUCGAGGCGCAAAACGUGCAGACGAACGACCAACUGCUCUGUGUCUACAUGGGCUCCCUGGUCCGUGCCAUCAUCGCCCUCCACAAUCUGAUCGACAACAAGAUUGCUCUCCAAAAGGCUGAACGCGAUAAGGACGGGCUUGACGGAGAGAAAAUCGAAAAGAAGAAGGACGAAAAGAAAAAGGAAGAAAUUGGCAAAGAUGCGAAAAAGGUUGAGGAGAAGAAGAAGCUCCGC
This is a messenger RNA of Mesorhabditis spiculigera, 1080 nucleotides long. The record is from the annotation of a GenBank genome assembly. Lineage: Eukaryota; Metazoa; Nematoda; Chromadorea; Rhabditida; Rhabditidae.